AGAUUGAGGACGAAGAUGUCUUCCGGUUGGGCUAGAGGAGGUGACGUCAAGAGGGGUGGCAAGCGGGGGCCUCUUGUAGUCCUGGGGACGUUGUAUCUGUGGGCCUUCGGAUCGCGUCACAAGUCAGCGACCGAACCUUGGCUGUGGUGGCUGAGGCGGCGAAGGCGGCAGCGGCGGCGACAGCUCUGGGGUUUGCGUCUCGGGGUGUGUCGGCCGCCGCUGCUGCUUGGGCCUGGUAUGUACAAAUGGCUGGUUAGGAUUCUCGGCACCAUUUUCCGCUUCUGUGACCGGCCGGUGCCCCCUGCCCGGGCCCUCCUGAAGAGGCGGCGCUCGAACAGUACUCUGUAUUCUACAGUGGACACUGAUGAAAUACCAGCCAAAAGACCAAGAUUAGAUUGCUUUAUUCACCAAGUAAAAAACAGUCUCUACAAUGCUGCCAGCUUAUUUGGAUUCCCAUUCCAGCUGACUACAAAGCCCAUGGUAACUUCUGCUUGUAAUGGAACACGGAAUGUGGCCCCUUCAGGAGAGGUAUUUUCGAACUCUUCAUCUUGUGAACUGACAGGUUCUGGAUCCUGGAACAACAUGCUGAAACUGGGUAAUAAAUCUCCUAAUGGAAUAAGUGACUAUCCAAAGAUCAGAGUGACGGUAACCCGAGAUCAGCCUCGCAGAGUCCUGCCUUCCUUCGGUUUUACUUUGAACUCAGAAGGCUAUAAUAGAAGACCAGGUGGCCGUCGCCAUAGCAAAGGCAAUCCAGAGAGUUCCUUAACGUGGAAACCUCAGGAACAGGCUGUAACAGAGAUGAUUACUGAAGAGGGUGGCAAGGGUCUGAGGCGCCCCCAUUGUACCGUGGAGGAGGGUGUUCAAAAAGAGGAAAGAGAGAAGUACCGAAGGUUAUUGGAGCGACUUAAAGAAGGUGGUCAUGGAAACUCUGUUCCUCCUGUAGCUUCAGCUCAUCAUAGUUCUCAGAGAAGUCAGAUGGACACAUUAAAGACCAAAGGCUGGGGGGAAGAGCAAAGUCAUGGAGUCAGAACAACUCAGUUUGUUCCAAAACAAUACAGAGUUGUUGAAACAAGAGGACCUCUAUGUUCAGUGAGGAGUGAAAAGAGGUGUUCAAAGGGGAAAAUUUCUGAUACAGAGAAGAUAGUUGGAAUCAGACUUGAAAAUGAAGGUAGGAGGGGACACCAGCUGGAACCUGACCUAUCUGAGGAGGUUUCAGCCCGACUUCGCCUGGGCAGUGGAAGCAAUGGCUUACUCAGGAGGAAAAUAUCAAUACUUGAGACAAAAGAAAAAAAUUGCUCAGGCAAAGAGAAGGAUAAAAGGACGGAUGAUCUUCUUGAACUUACAGAGGACAUGGAAAAGGAAAUCAGUAAUGCCCUAGGCCAUGGCCCACAGGAUGAGAUCCUAAGUAGUGCUUUCAAAUUGCGAAUCACUAGAGGAGAUAUCCAGACCUUGAAGAACUAUCACUGGCUCAAUGAUGAAGUCAUUAAUUUUUACAUGAAUCUUCUGGUAGAAAGAAAUAAAAAGCAAGGUUAUCCAGCACUUCAUGCAUUCAGUACUUUCUUCUAUCCCAAGUUAAAAUCUGGGGGUUACCAAGCAGUGAAAAGAUGGACCAAAGGGGUCAGUCUCUUUGAACAGGAACUUAUUCUGGUGCCUAUUCAUCGGAAGGUACAUUGGAGCCUGGUGGUGAUAGACCUAAGAAAAAAGUGUCUUAAAUAUCUGGAUUCUAUGGGACAAAAGGGCCACAAGAUCUGUGAGAUUCUCCUUCAGUAUUUACAGGAUGAAAGUAAGACCAAAAGAAGUAUUGAUCUGAAUCUUUUAGAGUGGACUCACUAUAGCAUGAAGCCACAUGAGAUUCCUCAACAGUUGAAUGGAAGUGAUUGUGGAAUGUUUACUUGUAAAUAUGCAGAUUAUAUCUCUAGGGACAAACCUAUCACAUUUACUCAGCACCAGAUGCCUCUCUUCCGGAAGAAGAUGGUGUGGGAAAUCCUCCAUCAGCAGUUACUGUGAGAAUGCCCCGCCCACUCCCUCAGCUGCUGGUGGUUUUUCACGGAUGGACGUUUCCAUAUACCUCAUGCUUUGUGGGUUAAAAAGUCCCUGCAUCACCUCUGUUCUCUCCAGGUACUGAGCUGUCAGAAGUGCAUGAAGGCCUCUCCCUGCCCCCUAGUCCUGAUUUGGUAUGCGGAGGGCUGCUUGCAACCCUGUUUAUAAGGCUGUGCCUGCUCAGAGCCCUGGACUAUUCAACCCACACAAGAACAAACGCUAAUUAAUACUUUUUUUUAAAAAGAUUUUUUUUUUUCCCUAUGAAUGUGGAAAAUGCAGGAUUUAUUCUAUGAUUUAUUUUUUUCUGUGUGUUUGUUCACGUGUAUUCAUUCGCUCACUCAUUUGCAAACUUAAUGGGCAGUGGCUGUUUUCUGCUGCUCUUUUAUGGUUAACUCUGAAUUACUUGUUUGAACUAUUUAUUUCUGAAAAGAAUGUUAAUCAAGCUGCCACUCCCUGCUGAAGAUCAGGAGGGAAAUCAGUUGGGGGGAGGAAGGAAGUAUUAAUUAACUUCUCUAAACGCUGGAGCAGUAACUGCCAACUUGAAGCUGGAGGUCUUUUUUUGAGGCUUGAAAAUGCUGGGAGAAGCACUGUGGUGUAGGGCUCUGAUUGCCUUUCAGAGGAAGUCUGACACUACAGCGUUGGCAUGGUGUCAUGGAAAAGAGGAACUGUGGCCAAAGAACUCUGGCUAUUCAAGCGUCUUCAGAAGAGAGUCGUGGUCAUCCUAAAGAGACUUCCCUUUCUGGAAAUGAGUUGACUCGGCUACUCUUGAAACUGGAUUUGAAGUAACUGUAAACCCUAAAUCUUCAUUUUCAUCCCAGAUCUGGUUGAGUAUAAACCUCAGAAUUGGAAGGGCUGCCCUGAGCUGUUUAUUUCAAAAGAUACUAUUCAAUUUAAAGCUAUUUUUCCUCGAAGUUUUUUUUUCCUAUAUAGAAAGCUGAAAUUGUUUCGUGCUCAUUAGGGUUUACAUGCCCCCAUUCCACCCCCGUUGAAAUUUGUGGAAGAAAAUUUAGUACUUGGGUCUGAGGUUGCCAGUUAUACAAUAACCUAUUUUGCAUAUGAAAGUUUGUAUUUAACUUUUUUGUUCAUUAAAAUCCUUAUAGUGGUUACACGUUUUUAAUUUCAGAAAGUUUAGAGUUGGUCAGAACAUAUUUUGCAAGAUCUAGUGCCUAGUGUUGCUUUUCCGAUGUAAUAAAAGGUUGCCUGGCAGAACCUGAAAAGUAUAUGCUGAAAUGAUUUCUAACCCUUUCCCUCCUUAAACCUCCCAAACUUGCCCUGGUACACAAAAGCAAGAGGUAGAACCAGAAAAAUUGGGCAUGUGUCAGUUAUGACUCAACAUGUCUGCCAUCUUGGAGGACCUAGGCUGCUGAUUGCAGAGGUGUACUAUUGCAGUGAGUUUUCCCUGAGACAUGUAAAAGUGUUAGUAUAGGACUUGGGGCCCGUGAUGCGGAUUGAAACUGCUGUGCCUACUUGAUGGCCAAAUUAGAAGAUGUAUGCUUAGGUGAUGAUUAACGAAUGAGCCAGUUGUGCUGUGUCUCCCUCAAAUUCAGGCUGCACAGAGAACUCUUUCCUGUGGCUUCUGUUCCUUUCCUGAGGCUGCUGGAGUAGUGCCAGUGAGUACUGGGAUCAGGCAGCUGGCACAGCCAAAAGAGAGGUUUACUGGGUCAGCAUUACAUUAAAAAUCUGGUUCCUACCUGGCUCUAGUAGGUUUCAUAUGAGAAUGUAGUACCUUGGUUAAGAUUUGUUCCAAGUUGGGUAAAUCCUUUUAGGAAAGGCAGUUUGUACUCUGCCCAAAUGAGUGAGGCUUAGGGUUAAUGUAUUUGUAUUACAUUAUAAGUCUUUGAGGGACUUCAUAGAGUAGCUUUCACUGAGCUUUCCAUUAAUGUGUACUCUUCAGGUUAGUUCUUAAUAAUCUCCCAGGAUGUAAUGAGAUUGAUAAGAGCAGAGAGUUAAGUUAGAGCAGAGAGUUAAGUUAGAGAAUGGCAUUCUACUUAACCCUGACUUCCUGAAUUUAACGAAAUGUCACAAGCCAUGCUUCUCUGGGCACUGACAUGUUUCUCUUGGUGCAGAGAAACUUGCUGGUAAUAGAAUUUUUAUAUCUCAGCAAUUUAUGAGAAAAGCAGUCAGGUGAUAAAAAUAGCUAUUGAUUUUAUCAGUAGCAAAUUAUCAACAUUAAAGCCAGUGAGAUAGAUUGUGUGUGUGUGUGUGUGUGUGUGUGUGUGUGUGUGUGUGUGUGUGUGUGUGUAAAAUUUUAUUAUACUAGUUUGGGGUCUGAAAAAAAGUGGAGUGAACCAUUCAUUGUUCUUUUUUAGUAGGCAAUCUCUCCUAAAGGUUGUUGGUAAGAUGAAAAAAAUUGUUAGUGAGCAAAUGUCUUUCUCAUGCUUGACCUUGUACUAGAGCUGGGAUGUGGGUGGGAGAGAAAUAGACUCGGGGCUUGUGGAAGAUGUUCGGGAGAGCCCCAUAUUCUACCUCAGUUAACUAAGGCUGAUCUUUUUGUCUUCUGAAACCUUAAGCACAACUUGGGGAAUGCCAUGUUGAAUGGUGGAUGUUUGUCUGCACUGUGAGGAGUUGCUUGGUGCUGGGACCAAGGUGUAGGUGUGGAGAGAAUAUGUCCUUGGAGAUAUAUUGAACCUCAGAUACAAAUAAAACAAGGUAGAGAAAUUUAAGUUUGUAAUAACCUUAGUACUGUAGUUAAGCAACAUUGUUUAAAUUGGCUUUUGUGAACUAAUUGGGAACCUAAUUUCUUUAUGAUAGUUUUCUUUGAGAAAAACUCUAAGCACCCAGUAUUCAAACUUUUGGUACUUGUUUGUAAGUUGGGGAUCUAGCUGGCUGUAUUGCUUUGAUAAUUUUUUUCUUUAAAUUUGCCUAAUAUAUACAAGGAAAGAGUCUGGGUGUUAACUUUAUCUAUUUACCAAUAAAUUCAUCUCUAAUUCAA
Messenger RNA from Pteropus alecto (black flying fox), 4972 nucleotides. RefSeq names its product SUMO specific peptidase 2 (gene SENP2). The record is from RefSeq and is a predicted model, not a curated record. Lineage: Eukaryota; Metazoa; Chordata; Mammalia; Chiroptera; Pteropodidae. The coding region runs from base 16 to 2007 and encodes 663 amino acids. Gene Ontology annotation, biological process: protein desumoylation. Gene Ontology annotation, cellular component: nucleus. The transcript has 17 exons. Gene Ontology annotation, molecular function: deSUMOylase activity.